Molecule: messenger RNA, 3074 nt
Organism: Osmia bicornis bicornis
Lineage: Eukaryota; Metazoa; Arthropoda; Insecta; Hymenoptera; Megachilidae
Gene: Tfb1
Product: general transcription factor IIH subunit 1
Exons: 8
Coding region: 263-1948 (561 amino acids)
Biological process (GO): nucleotide-excision repair; transcription by RNA polymerase II; transcription by RNA polymerase I
Cellular component (GO): transcription factor TFIIH core complex; transcription factor TFIIH holo complex
Source: RefSeq, a predicted model, not a curated record
UUCGCGAUGCGUCCGCUGAUGUAUGUUUCUGCACAUGGCCGUGCCGCCCAACGGGCUUCUGCAUUGUUCCACGGUUUUUCGCACUUUAUCACCGGUAAAUGGACCUAUUGUAAUUAGAUUUCCUAUUCCCACGAUUAAAAAUUACGCGCUCUGUGCCUUAAACUAUACGAAAAGCAUUUUCUGUGUCGAUAACUAUAAUUAAUGAAUCAAAAAGAUUAUAUUUAUUAUUUUUAGAAGAAUUGUAUUAUAUACUAUAUCCACCAUGACUACAUCAUCAGAAGAUGUGCUAAUGCAAGUAGGACAAGUUCGUUAUAAGAAAGGAGAUGGCACUUUGUAUGUGAUGAAUGAAAGAAUUGCCUGGAUGCUCGAUAACAGAGAUACUGUAUCUGUCAGUCACAAAUAUGCCGAUAUUAAGUUGCAAAAAAUUUCACCAGAAGGAAAAUCAAAAAUACAGCUACAAGUUGUAUUACAUGAUGGUUCAUCAUCUACUUUUCAUUUUGUAAAUAGGAAUGGACAAGAGGCACAAAUUAAAGACCGUGAUGAUGUAAAAGAAUUACUUCAACAGUUACUACCAAAAUUUAAAAGAAAAGUGAACAAGGAGUUAGAAGAAAAAAAUAGAAUGCUUCAAGAAAAUCCUGUACUACUUCAGUUGUACAGAGAUUUAGUUAUAACACAAGUCAUUUCAUCUGAAGAAUUUUGGUCACAGCAUGCUGCAGAGUAUACCCAAGCUAAAAAAAGUCAAAGACAAGAAAUAGGAGUUAAUAGUGCUUUCUUGGCUGAUAUAAAACCACAAACUGAUGGUUGUAAUGGAUUGAAAUAUAAUUUAACUGUUGACAUAAUAGAAUGCAUAUUUAAAACUUAUCCAGCAGUAAAAAGAAAACAUCAAGAAAAUGUGCCUCAUAAAAUGUCUGAAUCCGAUUUUUGGACGAAGUUCUUUCAAUCGCAUUAUUUUCAUCGAGAUCGUAUCAAUGCAGGGACCAAGGAUCUUUUUACCGAAUGUGCCAAAAUAGAUGAUCAAGAACUUAAGAAGGAUAUUCAGACAGGAAUUGAUGACCCCUUGGUGGAUAUAACUUCUUUUGAAGAUCAAAGUCUAGAUGAAAAUUAUGGGAAUGGACCCAGUAAAUCGGACAAAGUUUCUGGAAAUAUUGUACAUCAGAGUAUGAUCAAAAGAUUUAAUCAACACAGCAUUAUGGUUUUGAAAGCAAGCACUGCCAAACAACCUACGCAAUCCGCUCAACCGCAAUUAAAUGGAUCAGCACCGUCAGCAAGUAAAACUACAGUCCACUCUAAUCAAUUAGACGAACGACCAAAGACUAAAAAACUUAGAAUACAAGAGAAAUUAAUUUAUGAUGAUCUCGACACCGCUUGCGACACGAACACAAAUAAUAGUGCACCAUUAAAUUUGACACAUAUAGAUAGGUAUUUGCAUGGUCCAAUACCAGGAUAUGGUAGUACAGAACCAACGUCUGAAGAACUUCUUAUAACGUUAAAUCAAUUAAGAAAAGAAGCAACUGGUUGGUUAUCAGGAAAUAGUAUACCAAGGCAAUUGGCAACAUCAUUAGUUAGUCCGGCUGCUGCAGUCUCAGCUUUAGGGGAAUUAACUCCAGGUGGUUCUUUAAUGAAAGGUUUUAGAGAAGAAAGUCUCGGACAAUUGAUACCAAAGGAUUUAGAAAAAGAAUUACGUAAUGUAUAUGUAUGUACAUGUGAACUUUUAAGGCAUUUUUGGCGUAGCUUUCCACCUACAACUCCGCAGCUUGAAGAAAAAGCAAUUAGAAUGCACGAAGCUUUACGUAGAUUUCAUUCGGCAAAACUGAAACCUUUUGAAGAUCGCGUUCAACGAGAGUUCUCUGCUGUUAGUCAACACUUAACAAGUCAUUUAAAUCAAUUAUUAAAUACAGCAUACCGAAAAUUCGCAGUUUGGCAGCAACGUAAAAUGCAAAUGAGGUAGCCAUUGAAUAACUUAUCGUACAAUUGAAAAUAACAUAAAUAAUGCAGAGCAAUAUUGAUCAUCUUAUAUAUAUGUGUAUAUAUAUAUAUAUAUAUAUUGCAUUUUGUAAUGUUACCGUGAUUAGGGAUUAAUAUGGGUGUAUUUCACAAAAACCAAAGCUGAAUCGUGUCAUGCAUCCUGUGCUGCCACAUAUUGUUAAUUUAUUCUUACAUAAUCAUGUUUAUUAUUGUUUUAAAAUUUUCAUUAGCGUGUUAUUUGAGUUCAUUCGUAAAAAAAAAAUUUUUCAUUAUUAUUUUCGUAAUCUAGUUUAUACUUUAUUUAUUUACUUUUUGUAGACUAUUAUGUAUCAUGUUGCAUGUCUUACAUUAAUAGAUUACUAUUACCAAGAUUAGAUUUUGAAAAAACUCAAAGAAUUUAACUUUAUGAUUAUUAUAAAAAAUAUAAAACGUGGAAUAUUUAUAAAUUUUUUUUAAAGAAGCUAUGGUUGCGUAUAAGAUAUUAAGGUUUGUAAAAUGCAAUUAUUUAGAGAAAUGUAUGUAAAAAGAAUUAUCUAAAUACUGUACGAUAUCAAAGUAGCUGUGAUACCGUCACUGUAUCAUUAAGCUUAUUUAUAGAUUUUAUUGCUUUGAAUUUUUCUUUCUUAAAUCUAAAUAUUUUGUACUCAUUUCAAUAGAAUUAGAAUAUAACAAAGGUUCUCUUUUGUGGCAUAUUUAUUAUAAAAGUCAAGAGCGCGUUUUAUACAAUUCCUAAAAUGUAAAUUUGUAUUGUUACGAAAUCAUAAAUUUUACUGGAAAAACUCGUAUAAAUUCAAUACACAGUGGCAUCAAGAUACUUUUAACGAUAUUUGCGAUAUACUAAGUGUCUUAAGUAUUGAAUGCUACUUUUUGUUUUUAUACUGUCAGAUAUAAUAAUUGGCAACACAAACUGCCUACUCACUUUCCUUACAGUAGCAAUAAUUUGGCAGUUAUUAAAAUGAGUGAUAACUACUUCAAUCAGUAACAAAACUCAGUGAUCAUCAUACUCGCAAAUUGCACUAUAAUUAUUACUAUGAUAACGAUUAUAAAUAUAUUCUUACAUUAUCAUUAAAUAAAUGUUAUUAUUGUGAAUAUAAGUAUUUGAUUAAUGA